Messenger RNA from Gongylonema pulchrum, 300 nucleotides. Lineage: Eukaryota; Metazoa; Nematoda; Chromadorea; Rhabditida; Gongylonematidae. The record is from the annotation of a GenBank genome assembly.
AUGGAAAAGAAAUGGUGCCGGUGGAAAAAACGGGCUCCAGUCAAGAAGGAAACGCCAGCAGAGAAGAAAGGAAUGGUAGUCAAUGAAGAAGGUACCAGCCAGGAAUAUGGUUCCAAAAACCCAACAAAAGCAGCAGCGCAGCUUCCAUCGCAGGCGACUUCUGAGGACAAGAGAGAAGUGGCAGCCAGUCCAAAAGGUAUGCUGGAUGACGAUAAGCCCGUGCUUGUGUCUGGACCUGCGUGCCAGGAACUGGAAAUUAUCCGGGCCAAACGAUCACUUAACAGCGAUUACCAGCGCUGA